AUGGAUGACGCAGAGGUUCUGAAAAGGAGAGGCUAUGUUAUGGGAAUCAAUCUUGGUGAAGGAUCCUACGCAAAGGUGAAGUCGGCCUAUUCAGAUCGGCUGAAAUGCAAUGUGGCGGUCAAGAUCAUUGAUAAGAAGAAAGCGCCACGGGAUUUCCUGGAAAGGUUUCUUCCCCGAGAGAUUGAGAUGUUGGCCAGAGUGAAGCACCAGGCCAUCAUCAAGACCUAUGAGAUCUUUGAGACCUCAGAUGGGAAAGUCUACAUUGUGACCGAACUUGGAGUACAAGGAGACUUGCUAGAGUUCAUCAAGAGGCGAGGAGCCCUCCCAGAAGACGUUGCUCGGAAGAUGUUCCGCCAGUUAGCUGGAGCCAUCAAGUACUGCCAUGAGUUGGACAUUGUCCACCGGGACUUGAAGUGCGAGAACCUCCUGUUGGACAAAGAGUUCAACAUCAAAUUAACAGACUUUGGCUUCUCCAGGCGCGUGGCUCGUGAUGAGGAAGGCCGGGUCAUGCUCAGUAAAACCUUCUGUGGGUCUGCAGCCUACGCAGCCCCAGAGGUGCUGCAAGGGAUCCCUUACCAGCCCAAGAUUUAUGACAUAUGGAGCAUGGGCGUUGUCCUCUUCAUCAUGGUUUGUGGCUCCAUGCCUUACGACGACUCAAACAUCAAAAAAAUGCUCAAGCUUCAGAAGGAACACCGGGUGCACUUCCCCCGGUCCAAAGUGCUGACAAUCGAAUGCAAGGAUCUCAUUUACCGCAUGCUCCAACCCGAUGUCUCCCGCCGAUUGUGCAUUGAUGAGGUUUUGAUGCACGUCUGGAUGCAAGAACCCAAAUCCAUUUCGGACACCACGGUGGCAAAAACUGGCGAGAGUUCUCAUCAGAACCAGAUCCGGGCCUUAUAUGGCAAAGAGUCGGGCCCUGAGCCCUCAGACAACGAACAAGUGAUCCAAGAAGAAAGGCAUAUUGAUAUGGAGAAACUCUCUGAGCAUGUGCAAAAGCCCUCAAUCUGA
Anolis sagrei ordinatus is the source of this 1005-nucleotide messenger RNA. Its product is annotated as testis-specific serine/threonine-protein kinase 1-like. The record is from RefSeq and is a predicted model, not a curated record. Gene Ontology annotation, molecular function: ATP binding; protein serine/threonine kinase activity. Gene Ontology annotation, biological process: protein phosphorylation; intracellular signal transduction. Lineage: Eukaryota; Metazoa; Chordata; Lepidosauria; Squamata; Anolidae. Gene Ontology annotation, cellular component: cytoplasm.